Molecule: messenger RNA, 5816 nt
Organism: Rana temporaria (common frog)
Lineage: Eukaryota; Metazoa; Chordata; Amphibia; Anura; Ranidae
Gene: LNPEP
Product: leucyl and cystinyl aminopeptidase
Exons: 18
Coding region: 222-3284 (1020 amino acids)
Biological process (GO): peptide catabolic process; proteolysis
Cellular component (GO): cytoplasm
Molecular function (GO): zinc ion binding; peptide binding; metalloaminopeptidase activity
Source: RefSeq, a predicted model, not a curated record
GGGGCGAUAGUGCCUGGCAGGGAGGGGAGAGGAAGUGUGCAGUCCGGGCAGACCCUCCUCCAGUGGCAGCCUGUGUACUGCUUGUUGUGUCCCAGCACAGACACGGAGAUCGGGGCUCCUGUACUCCACCAUGAUGGCUGAUCACUAGGCGCUGUCACCCCGCACUGCCUUCCCUGACACUCCAUACAGACUCCGGAGAGGAGACACACACCUGCCUGGACAUGGAGUCCGCAUCGAAUGAUCGGACCCAGUUGCCCAGAAACAUGAUUGAAAAUAGCAUGUUUGAAGAGGAACCAGAUGUGGUUGAUCUGGCCAAAGAGCCUAGUUUAAAUCCCCUGGAAUCCGAAGAAGUAGAGUAUGAACCACGGAGCUCACGAUUAUUGGUGCGUGGUUUGGGGGAGCAUGAAUUGGAUGAUGACGAGGAGGAUUAUGAAUCUUCAGCAAAGCUUCUGGGCAUGUCAUUCAUGAACAGGAGUUCAGGUCGGAGUAACCCUGGGAACUUCAGACAGGUUCAGGAAGGACUGUGUCCUUCACCUUCAGCAAGGACAGUGAUGGUGAGCAUUGUGGUGGUUGUCAUUGUAGUGUCCAUAGUGACAGUGGUUUACCUGCUUCCAAAGUGCACAUUUACCAAAGAUGGAUGCCAUAAGAAAAACCACACAAUGGAACUGAUUUACCCUAUAGCUACUAACGGGAAGCUGUUUCCCUGGACAAAAAGCAGACUUCCAAACGCAAUCAUACCACUGGAAUAUGACAUUACUCUGCACCCCAAUCUGACCACCAUGACCUUUUGUGGUAGUAUUAGGAUUAAAAUGAAAAUUAUAGAGGACACCAAGACUGUUGUACUUCAUAGCUCAGGUCUACAAAAUAUUGAGGCAAGUUUCAAUGCAACUGGAGAGGCCACUCGCAAGCUCAGCGUUUUGGAAUACCCAACAUUUGACAUGAUUGCAAUGGAUUUACCGGAAAAACUAUCAAAAGGAACGGAAAUUACAGUCAAUCUUGAUUAUUGUUCCAAUUUUUCAAGUUCUUAUUAUGGAUUUUAUAGAAUCUCCUAUGUGGAUGAAGUUGAUAGCAAAAAGUGGCUUGCAGCGACACAGUUUGAGCCUCUUGCAGCAAGAAAAGCUUUUCCAUGCUUUGAUGAACCAGCAUUUAAAUCCACAUUCCAAGUGAAGAUCAAAAGAACCGAAACGCAUAUUGCUUUAUCAAACAUGCCCAAGACAAGCACAACCACACUCCCGGAUGGGCUGUUUCUUGACGAGUUUGCAACCAGUGUGAAAAUGAGCACCUACCUUGUCGCUUUCAUUGUGUCCGACAUGAAGAAUUCAUCUAUCAGUGUAAAUGGAACUCUUAUAUCUGUCUAUGCCAUACCACAAAAGGUCGAUCAGGCACAGUACGCUCUGAGCGCAGCAGCGACACUGCUGGAAUUUUAUACACAAUAUUUUGGAAUUCACUAUCCACUCUCAAAAUUAGAUCUGAUAGCUAUCCCUGACAUCCAGGCAGGAGCAAUGGAAAACUGGGGUCUCAUCACCUUCCGAGAGACCACCCUGCUUUACAAGGAGAACUCCUCUUCACUGAUGGAUAAACAGUUCAUCACCACUGUCAUUGCUCAUGAGUUGGCACAUCAGUGGUUUGGGAAUCUGGUCACCAUGGAGUGGUGGAAUGAUCUGUGGCUUAAUGAAGGAUUUGCAACUUUCAUGGAGUACUUUGCUCUGCAGUCAAAUUUCCCAGAGUUAAAUGCUGAUAAUAACUUCUUAACAGCCCGUUGUGAUGCCAUGGAAAAGGAUUCUUUACAAACAUCUCAUCCCAUAUCUACUGAUGUACAGUCUCCAGAGCAAAUUGAGGAAAUAUUUGACGACCUUUCUUACAUUAAGGGUGCUUCUGUUCUACUAAUGCUUAAAGCAUACCUGUCUGAGGAGAAGUUCCAUGAGUGUGUCAUGCAGUAUUUAAAAGAACAUCAAUAUGGAUCGACAAAGAGUGAUGGUCUAUGGGACAGUAUGAACCUGGUCACCAAAUCCAAUCCAGAUGUGAAGAACAUGAUGAGGACCUGGACACGGCAAGCUGGAUAUCCUCUGGUGACGGUGGCGAGGAAGGGGAAGGAAGUGUCAGUGAGUCAGAAGCGAUUCAUACGAGCUGUAAAUCCAGCCAUUGCCACUGGGAACUCCAGUACCAUAUGGCAUGUACCUCUAUCCUAUACCUAUGGUCCUUGUGACGGAACUUCUUGUGAAUCGGUCCACUUACUCAAUCAAACGGAGGAUAAAAUUGUUCUCCAAAGUGAGCCAUCCUGGUUGAAGUUUAACGUGAAGAUGACUGGAUACUACAUAGUGGAUUAUGGCCCAGAAGGCUGGAACGCUCUCAUUGAUCUACUCCAAAAUAAUCACACUCUUCUAACUGCAAGUGAUCGAGCCAACUUGAUCCAUGACAUAUUUGCUCUGUCUAGUGUAGGUAAGGUUAACCUGACAAAGGCGAUGGAUCUCAUUCAUUACCUUGUGAAUGAAACAGACAUUGCUCCAAUUAAACAGGCAGCUGUCCAGGUUUCGCGCAUUCAAGAUCUUCUAGCUAAACUUGGUUACAAGGAUAUGGCUUAUCGAUUGAAGAAUCGUCUUGUGGACCUACUAAAUAAACUUAUAGACAAACAGACAUGGAGUGAUGAAGGAUCUUUGUCUGAACAAGAGUUGAGAUCAUUACUUUUGAAAUUAUCUUGCUCCAUUGGACAGGAUAACUGUAUAGGAAAUGCCACUGAGCUGUUUAACCAUUGGAUGAAUGGAACACGUCUUCCAACAUCGGUCAUGAGCAUUGUAUUUAAAGUUGGAGCUCGCACAGAAGAAGGAUGGGAGUAUCUCCUGAAAAUGUACAGCGUGUCCUUAUCUGAGGCGCAAAAGAUGAAAAUGCUGGAAGCUCUUUCAACUACGGACCAUGGCGAGAAAUUAAUCUGGUUGAUGGAGGCUGGUCUUCGUGGAGAUGUUAUAAGAUCACAGGAUUUUCCAAUUGUUGUUCGCUUCAUUAGUGAGAAUGUUCCUGGAUUUAUUUUGGCUUGGAACUUCGUCAAGCAAAAGUGGGAUGACAUCACUCAGAAAUUCCCACCAGGAUCAUAUCCAAUACAAUCCAUUGUCACCAAGACCACUUCACAGUUUGCCACAGAGGUGUAUUUAAAUGAGGUUGUCACAUUCUUCAACUCGACAAAGAGCACUAGUAGAGACAUGUGGUGUGUGAAGGAGGCCAUCGAAAGCAUCAAACUGAACAUUCAGUGGAUUAACAACAACCUGGACAGCCUCAACAGUUGGUUGUAGAGAUCAGUCGGCAAAGCUAGUUUCACAUUAAAGCUCUUGUGAUCUAAUGUUUAAGCACAGAAAGAGACAGGCAUUCUGCAAUGCUGUAUGGACUAUGGGGAAGGCUCCUCGAUAGCUCAGGGCUUAAAAAAAAAAAAACACAUCCUGUAGACUGAGUGACUUUUUGAGGAGAGACUGUAUUUAUUCUGAAGCUGUGAUUGUCACACUGUCACUAUGCAGGGCAGGACUGUGCCUUGUGUGGCUACAGUAGCAAAGCAAUUUGUGAAACCACUGCGUGUUUUUAAAUUGCCUGUUAAAUUUUCUUGAAGAUUAUAUGCAGUUUAUGGCCACAGCACAAAUUCAUUGGGAGCGUGAAUUUAUUUGCCAUGUAAAUAAUGAAUAUAGCCAUAGUCACUAUGGAAAGUGGGAUUUUUUUUUUGCCGCUACAGCAGUACUUCUGUUACCAUUGAUCACAUUUUAACACUGGACAGAUUUUUUUUUUUUUUUGUUUGUUUUUCUUUUUACCUUGUUUGAAAAAAAAUAUUAAUGUGUUAAAAGCGCCUAGCUGCCUUUUUCAUCCCUCAGGUUUUGCAUUUAGCUGUGACGCUUUUGAAUAUUGUACAUUGUAAGACUGUAUAUGAUACAUUAUCGAUUUUCUGACCUUUUACAUGACGUGUUCUGCAUAUAAAGCUGCAUGUUUGCAGACCAGAUUCCAGUGUGUGUUUUGCUACAGGUAAGACUCACCUAUUGCACUUCCCUAACCUGGCUGCUGACACAUAAGGCACGUCACAUCUGCAUAUGAAGCACUUAAAAUAGUUACCGUUAUCAUUAGGUCUUAAAUUUUGUUAUGGCAGCUGUUCGUUACUCAAGAUUAAUUUCGAUUUCAUACUGAGACAUAAAGUUAUUUUGCUUUUGGGGAAGCCUCUUGUGAUAUGGGGAUGAAUGAUCCCUCUCUAUUCCUGGGCAGUUUAGAAGCUGCAUGUGCAUGGUAAAGCAGCAGUUAAUGCACUAUAUUUGAAAAGCCCAUGUGAGCUAGAGAAGACCUAGUUGAGCGUUAUGCUACUUACAGCUUGAGGUUAAACGUUAACCAGGAUUUAAAAGCAGUUCACAGUACAGUAAAACAUAUCCUACCAAGAAUUCCUUUUUGGUUAAUCCAGAAAGCAUACCACUAAAUGAAGCUACUAGAAGUCAUAUUUUCUUAGUAUGUUGCUGUUGCAUUGCUGGGAACAAGUUCCAAUCAAAAGAUUGGGUUUAGUUACAUAAUGCAGAUUAUUUGAGGUAGGCAAAUGCAUAAUUUAUCAGGGAAAAUUGCAAAUGGGGCCUGGUACUAAGACAAAUCUGAAUAUGAUUUUAUCCAGUAAAUAGGCCCAAGCCUAUCUGUUGCUCUAAUUAAAUCAAUAAAAAAAAAAAACUAUUUCUAUACUGAAACGUCAGUCCAUUUAUCGCUAAACAGCUGUAGCUCAGUAUGAAAACCGUUAAAAUAAGUGAUCAUUGGCUAAAAUUUGUCAUACAGUUAAGCCAGGUACAUGCAUGAUUCAACAUGUAUAAGGGCAACUUUCAGCAAGUUUUGAGCAGAUUUCUUAAAUUCUCUAAGAACCUAUGCAAAUGCUCACCAAAAGCUUGCUCUGCACGGUGCUCUUAUACAAGCUGAUGCCCAUGAUUACAAGACUUUCCAUGCUUUUUCAAGAUUAUUGCAACAAAUGGCUGUAAAAUAAGAUUGUGUUUAUUGAGAUCCUAGUUGUGAAAUUUGGAACCAUUGUUGUCACAUCACAAGUACUUGUGCUUCAGCUGCUUUGAAGAUGGCCCACUUCUGAUUAAGUGCAAUUUAUCCAAAUCCCUCCUUUUUAUACUAAAAGAUGCGUCCAGCCAAAACAAAUAUUUUAUGUGAUUGCACGCUUUUUAGGUUGAGCCAUCUGGCUUUUUUUGGGGGGAUUGAAGCUUCCCCUCCAGAGUUACUCAACUUUGCGCCAUUGUAAAAGAGGGCUGGGGGCUCAGCACUUGUGUUUUAGAAAGAAUUAAGAUGCCAGUGAGUAAUUCAAUAAAUCCACACCUUCCCAAAUGCAGAAUAUACGUUUUGUCUGGACUGGCCCUAUAAAGGGAAAUCCUUUGUCUGUACCAUCUUUUCAACACAAAAUAAUAAUGCCGUUUUCUUGCAGAUUGUCAAAUCUUCUGAACUUAAUUUUACAUAAUUUUGACGAUUUGAAAGUCAUAUGACAAUAUGUUGUUUAUAACUUUUGAUUUUCUGUAUUUUAGAAUCUUUGUAGAAUCAUUCACUGAAAAAAACAAAAAGCGUUCUCUUGAAAAUAAUUGCUACUUUUUUAUGCAUCUGAAUUAUAGUGCUUGCACAGAAACCUGUAUAGAUAAUCUAAACUCAUUUUUAUGACCCAGUUAAGGAAUGGUGCUUUUUUGUCCACCAUGGAGGAAGCAGGUAUGUACAGCCCCUCUGGGUACCGCACAAACUUCUGCAUCCUGGCAAGUGAUUUUCUAAUACAGCUUUCAUGUUUUGUUUAAAGAAACAAAUAAACCGUGCUAAUAAAUGUUUGAAAAGAUGAA